AGAGUUGUUAUCGAGGAAGAGGAGCAGAGAGGAGGAAGGAGCAGAGCCGGGGGGUGUGUGAGUGUGUUUGUGAGGUCCAAACAGGAGCACAACACGGCGUGAAUGAGACAGGCAAGCUGGCGGACUUCAACAUGGCAUCCGGAGAUACUCUGUACAUCCAGACAGACGGCUCGGAGAUGCCGGCCGAGAUCGUGGAGCUGCACGAGAUAGAGGUGGAGACGAUACCGGUGGAGACCAUCGAGACCACGGUGGUCGGCGGGGACGACGACGACGACGACGACGGCCAGCCCAUGAUCGCGCUCCAGCCGUUGGUCACGGACGACCCCAGCUCCAUCCACCACCACCACCACCACCACCAGGAGGUGAUCCUGGUCCAGACGCGGGAGGAGGUGGUCGGUGGGGAUGACUCGGACCUGCACACGGACGGCGGGAGCGGGUUCGAGGACCAGAUCCUCAUCCCGGUGCCGGCUCCCGGAGUGGAGGACGAGUACAUCGAACAGACUCUGGUGACUGUGGCCGGGAAGAGCUCGGUGGGUCGCAUGAAACGGGGAGGCGGCACCGGGGGCAAGAAAGCGGGCAAAAAGAGCUAUUUAAGCGGAGCGGAGGCCGGCGGGAGGAAAUGGGAACAGAAGCAGGUGCAAAUAAAGACACUGGAGGGGGAGUUUUCUGUCACGAUGUGGGCUUCGGAUGACAAUAAAGACAUUGACCAUGAGUCAGUGGUGGAGGAGCAGAUCGUCGGGGAAAACUCUCCUCCAGACUACUCCGAGUACAUGACGGGGAAGAAGCUGCCACCUGGUGGUAUCCCGGGGAUCGACCUCUCAGACCCCAAACAGCUGGCCGAGUUUGCCAGGUGAGUGUGUGUGU
Messenger RNA from Plectropomus leopardus (leopard coralgrouper), 864 nucleotides. Lineage: Eukaryota; Metazoa; Chordata; Actinopteri; Perciformes; Serranidae. The record is from RefSeq and is a predicted model, not a curated record.